CUCCCUAUGGUAUGAGGAUUUCACGCCUCUACAAGUUAUACAUCUUCGAACUCGCUUCCGACACACUUCUACAGCGUCAAUGUAGUGCUUCGGCGACGGAUUACGAAUUCUUCAGCACACUUAGCGACACAUCAUCUCCAAGGUAUGCCAAUCACGGUCCUAUCAACUUUGAGCAUUCAGUUAGGUCUAAUUUCGAGUACCCACCCUUCUAUUUGACCAAUGAUCUGCUUGCGAUUUUACUUGAACAGACGCUAAGCGUCAUCGAAUGUACGGUCCCUGGGAUUAUUGGACUUGUGAUUCGGCUUCUCAAAAUAAGCUAUGAUUUGUCCAAUAAGACAGUCAUACUGCUGGACACUGCUUCACCUUCUUGUCGUUGCCUCUUCGGAAACGGAUGUAGCUUCGAGUAUGAAAAAUAUGUCCCCGAAGGAAUGCUGUUCAUUGAAGUCAAUACCUCAUUUUGCAUAUCCAUGUACAUGCGGUUAUUGACAGAUCGAUCGUCACUCUUCCCACACCUCGUCAACCCACCCACAAUGUUCGAAAGUCUAAAGACUACGGUUGAACGACUGGCUACACCAGUUUUCGCAAGGCUUCUUGGGUUCAUUCCCCUUGGACGAGAGUAUACAGACUCCGAUGAUACGUAUCGCAAAGACGAAUAUUGCAAGGAUGAGUGUUGCAAGACUGGCGACUCAGAGAGCGAGCCUUCCGAAGCUCAGGUCUUUGUAAGGGAAGAAGUAUUCAAUAGCGAAAACGGAUCCCAAGGUGACGAGAAUCACGAUAGUGACACGCCCAGUGAGAGCAGAAAUGACUCCAACCGUAUGGCGUGGGCCAAUACAACCAGGGUACUCAUUCCUCAUACCAAGAAGGAUAGUGACUUUGUGCUUGACGGCCUAUCCGGCAAUAUUUUCGAGGACAUCACUGAACGUGAUGUGUAUGUGUCGACUGGAAAGCUUAAGAUCCCCGAUAUUGAAUCCAGAAUGCGGCAUAUUUCAUCAAAUGCAAGACAUUCGACGGUUCGUGAGCUAGAGCACACCUUGGUUCAAGCUGGAUUCCUUGUGCCCUAUAGGGAGGGGCCGAGUGUUUGGCCGCCGAGCAUAUAUUCACCAGAUGAUGAGUGUGCAGGGGCGGUCAAUGAUUCUGUUCUCCAGGAUUUCCUGAAGUGGUGAAAAUCAGACCACUACGAUGUUUACAUAUUGAUGUGUUGAAAUUGAAGAGGUGUUUUUG
This is a messenger RNA of Penicillium brasilianum, 1221 nucleotides long. NCBI's taxonomy places the organism in Eukaryota, Fungi, Ascomycota, Eurotiomycetes, Eurotiales, Aspergillaceae. The record is from the annotation of a GenBank genome assembly.